Messenger RNA from Thyridium curvatum, 3192 nucleotides. RefSeq lists its product as uncharacterized. Gene Ontology annotation, molecular function: tRNA binding; ribosomal large subunit binding. Gene Ontology annotation, biological process: rescue of stalled cytosolic ribosome; ribosome-associated ubiquitin-dependent protein catabolic process. Gene Ontology annotation, cellular component: RQC complex. The record is from RefSeq and is a predicted model, not a curated record. The coding region runs from base 1 to 3192 and encodes 1063 amino acids. Lineage: Eukaryota; Fungi; Ascomycota; Sordariomycetes; Thyridiales; Thyridiaceae. The transcript has 2 exons.
AUGAAGCAAAGAUUCUCCUCACUAGACGUCAAGGCCAUCUCGCAUGAGCUCCAGGAAAGUCUGGUGAACUUGCGGCUUGCCAAUAUCUACGACCUCUCCUCCAAAAUCCUCCUCUUCAAGUUCGCGCAGCCCGAGAACAAGAAGCAGCUGGUCAUUGACUGUGGUUUCCGCUGCCAUCUUACCGACUUUGCCCGCACAACGGCCGCCGCGCCAUCCCCCUUUGUCGCUCGUUUGCGCAAGUUCCUCAAGACCCGUCGCGUGACCGGUGUCUCGCAGAUCGGCACCGACAGGAUCAUAGAGUUCCAGUUCAGCAACGGCGCUUACCGUCUAUAUCUAGAGUUCUUCGUCAGCGGCAAUGUCAUCCUCACAGAUGCCGAGCUCAACAUCAUCACCUUGCUCCGGAAUGUACCUGAAGGCGAGGGCCAGGAACCGCAGCGCGUCGGUCUAAAAUAUUCUCUGGAGAACCGACAAAACUACAACGGCGUCCCGGCCUUGACCAAAGAGCGGUUGCGGAAUGCGUUAGGGACGAUGGCCGAGAAGGCCGCAAGGGCCGCGGCUACGGGAAAGAAGGCGAGCAGGAAAGCCGCGGAUGAGCUAAGGAGAGGCCUGGCCACGACCAUGACGGAGCUCCCCCCGAUGCUUGUGGACCAUGCAUUUCAGGCCACCGGCUUCGAUUCGACCUCGAAGCCCGCCGCAGUGCUCGAGAAUGAUGAGCUCUUCGAGGGACUCUUCAAGGCAUUGGAAGAAGCUCGACGGAUUGUUGAUGAAGUCACAAACUCGCCAACCUGCAAGGGGUAUAUCAUUGCCAAGAAGAGACCUCGCGCAGAUGGUGAUGCUGUGAACGCCGAAAAACCCGAGGGCCUGUUGUACGAAGAUUUUCACCCAUUCCAACCUGCUCAGUUCAGCAACGACCCAACCUACAAAAUUUUGGAUUUCGAGACCUUCAAUAAAACCGUAGACGAGUUCUUCUCAUCCAUUGAGGGCCAGAAAUUGGAAUCACGACUUCAGGAGCGCGAGGAGACUGCCAAGAGGAGGAUAGAGGCCACCAGGCAGGAUCAUGCCAAACGAAUCGAGGGCUUGCAAGAAGCUCAGUCGAUCAACCUGCGCAAGGCGGCUGCCAUCGAGGCAAAUGUCGAGCGCGUGCAGGAAGCCAUGGAUGCCGUUGCCGGACUGGUGCAGCAAGGCAUGGACUGGGUCGACAUCAACAAGCUCAUAGAACGGGAGCAGAAGCGGAACAAUCCUGUCGCAGAGAUCAUCAAGCUGCCCCUCAAGCUUCAAGACAACAUGAUUACCCUGCGUCUUAGCGGCGAGGAGGAGGAGAAUGAUGAAGAGUUUGACAACUUUGACUAUGACACCGACUCCUCAGUGUCUGAAGAUGAUGACGAUUUGGACACCAAGGAGGGCAAGGAGAAGGCUGCCGAUUCUCUGCUAGAGGUUGACAUCAAUCUGGGUCUCUCACCCUGGAGCAACGCCAGGGAGUACUACGAAGAGAAGCGCACGGCAGCGGUGAAACAGCAGAAGACCGUCGAGCAGUCGUCAAUAGCGCUUAAGAAUGCGGAACAGAAGAUUAACGCGGAUCUCAAAAAGGGGCUGAAGCAGGAGAAGGCGGUUCUGCAACCAAUCCGGAAGCAGUUCUGGUUUGAGAAGUUCCUGUGGUUCAUUUCCUCCGAUGGUUAUCUCGUUCUGGGAGGCCGGGAUGCGCAGCAGAACGAGAUGAUUUACAGACGCUAUCUCCGCAAGGGAGACGUGUACGUUCAUGCAGACCUUCAUGGCGCUCCAAGCGUCAUCAUCAAGAAUAACCCUCAAACCCCCGACGCACCGAUACCGCCCUCCACGCUGUCGCAGGCUGGGAAUUUAGCAGUCUGCGCCUCAAAUGCCUGGGACUCGAAGGCAGGCAUGGGUGCCUACUGGGUGACAGCUGAUCAAGUGUCAAAAUCAGCUCCUGCUGGAGAGUUUCUUCCCACCGGCAGCUUCAUGAUCAGAGGCAAAAAGAACUUUCUAGCGCCGGCACAGUUAUUGCUCGGGUUCGGCAUCAUGUUCAAGAUCAGCGAGGAGAGCAAGGCCAAACAUGUCAAGCACCGCCUGCAUACGCUGCCUGAAGUCGGUAGCCUCUCGAGAUCUGAGACGGCAGAGACAGCCAGGUCGAAUGCUGAGACCCUUCACGAGGACGAUCGGGACAACUUGAGUGACUCUGACUCUGACGAUGAAGGUGACGAAGCGUCCGCCCCUCGCGCUAAUCCUCUUCAGCCAUCGCAAGAGCGUCAGAGCGACUCAGACGAGGAGCAGACGAACAAGCCACAAGCUCCGACGGAGGAGCUCGCCAAACUCGAUGUAGAAGACGAGCAAGAGAAGCCGGAAGCUGCUGAGGAAGCUCCUGUCGGCGAUGAAGAUAUGGACAGCGCCGCCCAGGAUGAUGCUCCGGACGAGGAUGCGAAAAAGCAGCCCCAACCACCUUCCCGACCGAAUCCACCCACACAACAGAAACAAGCCGCCCCGAAACGAGGCCAGCGAGGCAAAGCCAAGAAGAUCGCCGCCAAGUACAAGGACCAGGACGACGAGGACCGCGCCGCUGUCGAAGCGCUCAUCGGCGCCGCAGCCGGACGUCAAAAGGCCGAGGCCGAGGCCAAGCUCAAGGCCGAGAAGGAGGCCCAGCUCGCGGCGAUCAAGGAGCGCCGGCGCCAGCAGCACCAGCGCCAGCAGCAGACGACCAAGGAGCACGAGGAGCUGCGGCGCCUGAUGCUGGACGAAGGGGUCGAGGUGCUUGACGAGGCGGAGCAGGCGAACCUGACGGCGCUCGACGCGCUGGUCGGCACGCCCCUGGCCGGCGACGAGAUCCUCGAGGCCGUGCCCGUCUGCGGGCCGUGGACGGCCAUGGCCAAGGUCAAGUACAAGGCCAAGAUGCAGCCCGGAGCGGUCAAGAAGAACAAGGCGCUGAAGGAGGUGCUCGAGGGGUGGAAGGCCGCGGCGGGGAAGAAGGGCGUGCUGGACGAGCAGAGCCGCGACACGGAGAAGAUGUGGCCGCGCGAGGUGGAGCUGAUCAAGGCGGUCAAGCAGGAGGAGGUGGCCAACUGCGUGCCGGUGGCCAAGUUGAGGGUCAUGAUGGCGGGCGGCGCCGGCGGCAAGGGCGGAGGUGGAGGCGGAGGCGGAGGCAAGUCGGGCGCCAAGGGUGGAAAGGGGGGGAAGAAGAAGUGA